AAAACACAGGGUACAUUUGAGAAUUUAGUGACAGUUCAAGUGCAAAACUGAAAGUGUCCAUUAUAAUAUUAUUCCCUCGGUCAGCAACCACUGAGAGAAAGUGAAGGAAAAAGAGUUGCAGGAACGAGUGAAGUAUUUAAUUUUCACAACCUCCAAGCCAAGCCAAUCCCCCGAUUCUUUGCUUUCUUUCCUCUGGUUCUUCACCCAGGAACCUAAAAAAAUAAGGGAAAAGAAAUCACCUAGUUGUAAGUGGAAUCAUCACCCAGCAAAUCUUAGUAGACCAACAUAAAAAAGCAAACGUAGAAUCAGCUCUAACCCACUUCAGCAAUGGCCACAUUCUCCAUUUCCAACUGCUUCACAGCCCUAACUUAUCUUAUUUUCCUCUUCAAAAUCUUAGCUGCAGACCAAGGCUCCUCUUUUUCCUUCAAAAGUUUUGGUAAAGAUCCAAAGUUUGAGUCUAAUGUUGCUUUAUUUGGGGACGCACAUGUUGCUAAUGAUGGCUCUUGGAUUCAACUUACUAACUCAGUGAGUUGGAGUGCUGGGAGAGUCAUGUAUAAGAAACCCAUCAAGCUUGUUGAAGGUAAAGUCAGGAAUUUGGCUUCUUUUUCAACUCACUUUUCCUUCUCAAUGUCCCAUGAAAAUGGUGAUGGUUUGGCUUUUGUUAUGGUUCCUAGUAGUUUUAAUGUUAAUGUAUUGGGCAAUAGUUCGUUUGGGAUUUCUCUUGGAUUGGAGAAAGGUAAAAGCGGUAUUGUUGCUGUAGAAUUUGAUACCUUAAAAGAUGCCAAGUAUGAUGAUUUGAAUGAAAACCAUGUGGGCAUUGAUGUGAGUAGUCUUGCAUCAGUUAAAGUGAGAAAUUUAUCCUCUGUCAAAUUGGUAUUAAACGAUGGAGAAAAAUUACAUUCUUGGAUUGAUUAUGAGGCAAUUUCAAAGAGACUAGAGAUUAGGUUGAGUCAAUCUAGUAGUACCAGGCCUAAUGAUCCAUUGCUUUCAUACUCUAUCGACUUGCCAAAACUAUGGAAUGGUGAGGAAGUGUUUGUGGGCUUAAGCUCUUCAAACGGGAACUCUUUGCAGACUUGCUUUAUUCACUUGUGGAGUUUUAAGCUAAGGCAGGUUCCAAUUUGGAUGCAUUCCCAACCACUUGAUCCUGAGGCUAUUGCAAAGAACCCCAAACCUCUGACAGAAGAGCGCAAGGGUAGCAAUUGUUUUUGGAGAGUGCUUGCUGUGUUCAUCUUCGGCGGUGCAUGUGGAGCAUUGACAGCUUCCUGCUUGCUAUAUCUAUGGAACAUAUUUGGUAAUAGGCGCCCGGUAGCGCCUGAAGUGUGUGGUGUGCACUCUGUGGAUUUUGAGUACAAGAAAGUCAAAGUAGUAGUAGACAAAGCUGUCAAAGACGGCAAGAAUUAGGUGUUAGAGUUGGGUUGGAUGUUUUAUGUUGUAAAUUGAUGAUCUAUUUUGUAAUUGUAGUUGCAGGUUUUGUGUGUGCUUGUAGCUGAUGACCAAUUGUGAAAAAUUUUAGCUCUAAGUUACAUGGUGUUAAUGAUGGAAGCAUUGAGAUUUACCUUCAAUAUAAAUUGCAAUGUUGCUUGUCAUAACCUUAAUUAU
Molecule: messenger RNA, 1599 nt
Organism: Durio zibethinus
Lineage: Eukaryota; Viridiplantae; Streptophyta; Magnoliopsida; Malvales; Malvaceae
Product: L-type lectin-domain containing receptor kinase VIII.2-like
Molecular function (GO): carbohydrate binding
Source: RefSeq, a predicted model, not a curated record